Molecule: messenger RNA, 2011 nt
Organism: Amphimedon queenslandica
Lineage: Eukaryota; Metazoa; Porifera; Demospongiae; Haplosclerida; Niphatidae
Exons: 4
Coding region: 16-1959 (647 amino acids)
Molecular function (GO): 3'-5'-RNA exonuclease activity
Source: RefSeq, a predicted model, not a curated record
GUCAGCAAGUUUCUUAUGAGAAACUUGUGCUGUACAGUCUGUGCUCUUUUUCACAAGGUUUCCAGUAGAGUUCGGAAUACUUUGAGUAAAGGGGGCCACGCCAUGGAUCGCAGGUUCCCUAGACCACCAUUUCCUAACAAUCCAGCCAUUCCUUUUGUUGUCCCUUCUCCUUCUUUCCCCGCACAGAUUGGCGGAAGGUUUCCUCCAGUAUUUGGCAUGCAGCCCCCUCGUUGUGCUGUUCCUAUACCAAUGAUAUUAACUCCUCAUAGUACAUUUACUAAUCACAGGUUGACACCACAUCAACACAGCGUAACACCAUCUGAUCACAGACUGAUACCGUAUCAGCAGAGUGUUGCAUCAAAUGAUCCCAGGUUUUAUCAAAGCUUAACUAAAUGCGAGUUACCUAAACAUACUUCAUUCACUCAAGCUGUCCCUGUACCAAUCCCUACUCAAUUAGCUCCUAAUACUGGAGCCCAAUUCAAAGAGGUUGUUGAUGUCAAUUCUAGACACCAUCGCCCUCCAUCACGACCUGAAGUAACUGUGAACAGAUCAAAGAGAGAUCCCAAUGGUCUUCGCUAUCCCUCCUUGUCUCUUUUGUCGUACAAUCUUCUCUCGCAGGAUCUCAUAUCUCAAAACAUGUACCUCUAUGAUAAAACACCUCCAGAUUGGCUCAGUUGGGAUUACAGGAAGAUGAAUCUUGUGAAGGAACUGAUCAGCAGCGAAUGUGAUGUGCUGUGUCUUCAAGAAGUUUACGAGGAUCAUUACUAUGACUGGUACAAGAGAAAACUAGAACUGCAUGGAUAUCGUGGAUUAUUUUUAAAGCGAACUGGCGACCACAAGGAUGGGUGUGCCUUAUUCUACAACCAGCACCGUCUUGAAUUGAUUGACAAGAAUUAUGUCGAAUAUCAAAAGCACAAAGGUUGCCUAAGUCGUGAUAAUGUGGGCCUCAUUGCUAGAUUUAAGUUUAGAUCACGUCCCUCCAAAAAGAGAGAGUUCCUAGUUGCAACAACUCACAUUUUAUUCAAUCCAAAAGCAGGGGAGGUUAAGCUUGCACAAAUGUGCUACCUGCUUGCUGAACUGUACAAGAUGGCCUCCACACACAGACGGGUUAAGACCGACGGCUUUCUUCCUUGUAUUCUUUGCGGCGACUUCAAUUCUCUACCUAAUUCUCAUUUUAUGAAAUUCCUAUUAGAAGGUAGACUAGACUAUACUGGCCUCUCUGCUUCAACCAUUGCUGGUUAUGUCAAAUUCUCCGGAACGAAACACAGGCACAUACCCACUCCCCUCCUUCAUGCAGGAAUGAGGAUUGGAGCAAACUGUCAGUACAUUGAAGAAGAAGAAACAGCUGAGAAUACAGCUAACCCACUUGAUACUGCACCAUUGAGAGUUACUGAAUCUCCUAGUGGUCUUUCUAUUACAAGGCAAAUCAGUUCUGCUACAUCAGUAUUUGCAAAUACCAGCACUCCUUCACUAUCUACAUGUAUGCCUAAUGCUAGACCUCCUGAUCAAAUCAGUAGUAAUCACUCAAAGUCUUAUCCUGCUUCAGUUGAGAAAUCACCUCAAGACAGAAAGCGUGUCAAUGCUUUGAUUCCUACAAAGACUCAUGAAGCUAGACCAGAGACCGAGCCUCCGUUGCAUAAAAGGUUCUGUCCCAGCUCUUAUGAUAAGCCAGAGUCAGUCCUUACCCAUCCUUUUAAAUUUAAAUCCUGUUAUCCUCUCCCAAUGGCUGGUAGCGUAUCACCCUCUGUCACUACUUAUCACACAGCUGCUGCGGAGACUGUGGAUUAUAUUUUGUGCUCAGUUAAAGAUGCCAGUAGCGGAUGGAAUUCAGGGUUUCACAUUGUUCGACGUGAGGCUCUACCCAGUUUCAGUACAUUAGAGAGACUGGGGCCUCAACCUAAUCAAGUCCUAUCCUCCGAUCAUUUAUAUCUAUGUACAGAAAUGCAAUUGAUUGAUUGAAUGAAAAUUUGAUUAUUUUAUUUCUUAAUAAAAUUAUUGUUAGUAUAAUUGU